AUGGCCGCUAAGUCAGACGGGAGGCUGAAGAUGAAGAAGGGCAGCGACGUGGCGUUCACCCCGCUGCAGAACUCGGACCACUCGGGCUCGGUGCAGGGACUGGCGCCCGGCCUGCCGUCGGGGUCGGGGGCCGAGGACGAGGAGGCGGCCGGCGGCGCCUGCUGCCCGGACGGCUCGCGGUGCUGCUGCUGCUGCUGCUGCGCCGGGAGCAGCGGCUCGGGCGGCGGCUCCGGGGGCUUGGGCGGCCCGGGCGGCGGCUCCGGGCCGGGCUCGGCGGCGCUGUGCCUGCGCCUGGGCCCGGAGCAGCGGCGCUACUCGCUGUGGGACUGCCUCUGGAUCCUGGCGGCCGUGGCCGUGUACUUCGCGGACGUGGGCACGGACAUCUGGCUCGCCGUGGACUACUACUUGCGCGGCCAGCGCUGGUGGUUCGGGCUCACGCUCUUCUUCGUGGUGCUCGGCUCGCUCUCGGUGCAGGUGUUCAGCUUCCGCUGGUUCGUGCACGAUUUCAGCACCGAGGACAGCGCCGCGGGCGCCGCUGGCUGCGCGCAGCCCGGGGCCGAGGGCAAGACCGCGGUGGGCGGCGGAGCCGCGGCCGCGGAAGGAGAGGCUCGCCCCUCCACGCCGCAGAGGCAGGCGUCCAGCGCCGGCAAGGGCCACGUCGCCGCCACCAACAGCGGCAGCAACAGCAGCGGGGCCGCCCGGGCCGGCGGCAAACCCAGGUCUGCGUCCUGUUCCUUCUGCAUCUGGCUCCUGCAGUCACUCACCCACAUCUUGCAGCUUGGGCAGUUCUGGAGGUAUUUCCACACGAUAUACCUAGGUAUUCGGAGUCGGCAGAGCGGGGAGAACGACCGGUGGAGGUUCUACUGGAAGAUGGUGUAUGAAUACGCGGACGUGAGCAUGCUGCACCUACUGGCCACCUUCUUGGAGAGCGCCCCCCAGCUGGUGCUGCAGCUCUGCAUUAUCGUGCAGACGCACAGCCUGCAGGCCCUGCAAGGUUUCACAGCGGCAGCCUCGCUGGUAUCCCUGGCUUGGGCCUUGGCCUCCUACCAGAAGGCCCUCCGGGACUCUCGUGAUGACAAGAAACCCAUCAGCUACAUGGCGGUGGUCAUCCAGUUCUGCUGGCACUUCUUCACCAUCGCGGCCAGGGUCAUCACCUUCGCCCUCUUCGCCUCGGUUUUCCAGCUCUACUUUGGGAUCUUCAUCGUCCUUCACUGGUGCAUCAUGACCUUCUGGAUCGUCCACUGUGAGACAGAGUUCUGCAUCACCAAGUGGGAGGAGAUCGUGUUCGAUAUGGUGGUGGGGAUUAUCUACAUCUUCAGCUGGUUCAAUGUCAAGGAAGGCAGGACACGCUGCAGGCUCUUCAUUUACUAUUUCGUGAUCCUUCUGGAAAACACAGCCUUGAGUGCCCUCUGGUACCUCUACAAGGCUCCCCAGAUCGCGGACGCGUUUGCCAUCCCGGCGCUGUGCGUGGUCUUCAGCAGCUUCUUAACCGGCGUGGUUUUUAUGCUGAUGUAUUAUGCCUUCUUUCACCCCAAUGGACCCCGGUUUGGGCAAUCACCAAGCUGUGCUUGCGAGGACCCUUCUGCCGCCUUCGCUCUGCCUCCAGACGUGGCCACGAGCACCUUGCGGUCCAUCUCCAACAACCGCAGUGUCGCCGGCGACCGCGACCAGAAAUUCGCAGAGCGAGAUGGGUGUGUCCCUGUCUUUCAGGUGAGGCCCACGGCCCCAUCCACCCCAUCCUCUCGCCCACCACGGAUUGAAGAAUCCGUCAUUAAGAUUGACCUGUUCAGGAAUAGGUACCCAGCGUGGGAGAGACACGUUUUGGACCGAAGCCUCCGAAAGGCCAUCUUAGCCUUCGAAUGUUCGCCGUCUCCUCCAAGGCUGCAGUACAAAGACGAUGCUCUCAUUCAGGAGCGGCUGGAGUAUGAGACCACUUUAUAA
Budorcas taxicolor (takin) is the source of this 1941-nucleotide messenger RNA. RefSeq names its product XK related 4 (gene XKR4). The transcript is spliced from 3 exons. The coding region runs from base 1 to 1941 and encodes 646 amino acids. Gene Ontology annotation, biological process: phosphatidylserine exposure on apoptotic cell surface; engulfment of apoptotic cell; apoptotic process involved in development. The record is from RefSeq and is a predicted model, not a curated record. NCBI's taxonomy places the organism in Eukaryota, Metazoa, Chordata, Mammalia, Artiodactyla, Bovidae. Gene Ontology annotation, cellular component: plasma membrane.